Messenger RNA from Cavia porcellus (domestic guinea pig), 924 nucleotides. Its product is annotated as olfactory receptor 6K3-like. The coding region runs from base 1 to 924 and encodes 307 amino acids. The record is from RefSeq and is a predicted model, not a curated record. Gene Ontology annotation, cellular component: membrane. The transcript has a single exon. Lineage: Eukaryota; Metazoa; Chordata; Mammalia; Rodentia; Caviidae. Gene Ontology annotation, biological process: G protein-coupled receptor signaling pathway. Gene Ontology annotation, molecular function: G protein-coupled receptor activity; olfactory receptor activity.
AUGAUGAAGGGUAAUCAAACUACAGUGGUGACCGAGUUUCUCUUCUCUGGGUUUCCUCAGUUUGAAGAUGGAGGCCUCCUCUUCUUCAUUUCUUUGUUUGUCAUCUACAUGUUCAUUGUUACUGGGAAUCUCACUGUGGUCUUUGCAGUCAGGAUGGAUUCUCGUCUCCACAACCCCAUGUAUAAUUUCAUCAGCAUUUUCUCAUUCCUGGAGAUCUGGUAUACCACUGCGACAAUUCCCAAAAUGCUCUCCAACCUCAUUAGUAAGCAGAGGACCAUCUCCAUGACUGGCUGCCUCUUACAGAUGUACUUCUUCCAUUCACUGGGAAAUUCAGAGGGGAUUUUGCUGACCACCAUGGCUGUUGACAGGUACAUUGCCAUCUGUAUUCCUCUCCGCUACCCCACCAUCAUGACUCCCCAGCUGUGUGCUCAGCUCUCCACAGGCUCCUGCAUCUUUGGAUUUCUUGUGUUGCUUCCAGAGAUUGCAUGGAUUUCCACAGUGCCCUUCUGUGGUCCCAACCAAAUCCACCAGAUCUUCUGUGACUUUGAACCUGUACUGCGCUUGGCCUGCACAGACACAUCCAUGAUUCUGGUGGAGGAUGUGAUUCAUGCUGUGGCUAUCAUUUUCUCUGUCUUGAUUAUUACCGUUUCUUAUGUCAGAAUCAUCACUGUGAUCCUGAGAAUUCCUUCCAUCGAAGGUCACUGCAAGGCUUUCUCUACUUGUGGUGCCCAUCUUGCUGUCUUUUUCAUGUUCUACGGCAGUGUUUCCCUCAUGUACCUGCGUUUCUCAGCCACUUUCCCACCAAUUUUGGACACAGCCUUUGCACUGAUGUUUGCAGUUCUUGCACCCCUUUUCAACCCUAUUAUCUAUAGUUUGAGAAAUAAGGAUAUGAAAAUGGCAAUUAAGAAACUUCUCUGUUCUUAG